AUGCCUCUGCAUCUACUAGGCAAGAAAUCAUGGAACGUCUACAACCCAGAGAACAUCGCGCGCGUUCGGCGCGACGAAGCGCAAGCCAAAGCCCGAGAAGAGGAACAAGAACGUCGCAUGCAGGAGGUCGACGCCGAGCGACGGAUCAAGAUUCUCCGCGGUGAACGACCGCCCACACCACCACCUGCCCCACGGUCGCCGUCGCCGGUCCAGGCCGACCGCCAAAGCCACGCAGAGCAUCCGAGGAGAUCGAGGAAGCGGAGGCGCCUGGCGGGCGAAAACGACACGGAUCGUGAUAUCCGGUUUGCGCGCGAAGAUGCGCAGCUGGCGCUUGCGAGGAGGACAGAGCCGGCGGGUCCGUCGCGCGCAAGUGAUGCCCCGCUUGAGGAUAGCACUGGUCAUAUUAACUUGUUUCCGUCUGAGGAGAAACAUGGGCGUGCGGAGAAGAAUUCAGAGGCUGAGAAGGAAGCUAAGGAGAAAGAGCGGAGGUUUGAGGAUCAGUAUACUAUGCGCUUUUCGAAUGCGGCGGGGUUUCGUAAGUCUGUUGGGGAGAAGCCGUGGUAUUCGUCCUCGGGGAAUAACGCUGUGGCGCCAGAGUCUAUGUCUAGUAAAGAUGUCUGGGGCGAUGAAGAUGUUUUGAGGGGCGAAAGGGAAAAGGCCCGGAUGAAUUCGAAUGAUCCCCUUGCGGCUAUGAAGAAGGGUGUUCGACAGUUGAAGUCGGUCGAGCUGGAGAGGAAAAAGUGGAACGAGGAAAGGAGGCGGGAGCUCGAAGCAUUAAAGUCAGAGGAACGACACAGGUCCCGCCGUCGCAGAAGAUCACAGUCGCAAGAUAGUCUUGAAAACUUCAAACUUGACGAUUCACCAGAUAGACGGGCUUCAGAAGGGAGGUCACAUCGGCACCACAGGCGGCACCGUCGUGAAAGUCGGGAGAGAGACCAUUCACGGGAUAGACAUUCUCGCUCGGAGAGACAUUCGCAUUCGGAGAGGCAUGCGCACUCACGUCAUCGUCAUCAUCAUCGCCGUCACGGUCGAAAUGAUAGCAGGCAUUAUCAUGACGCCGAGUCCCAAGCGAGACAUCAUCGUACACGCGAAGAGUAG
Messenger RNA from Aspergillus candidus, 1098 nucleotides. RefSeq lists its product as uncharacterized. Bases 1 to 1098 code for a protein of 365 amino acids. The record is from RefSeq and is a predicted model, not a curated record. The transcript has 2 exons. NCBI's taxonomy places the organism in Eukaryota, Fungi, Ascomycota, Eurotiomycetes, Eurotiales, Aspergillaceae.